AUGGGCGUGACGGUCGCCAAGCCGUCGAGGCGGAAGAAGAAAGGUUUAACCCGAGCUUCUCUUCCCGAUCUAACUUUAUAUUCCGAUCAAUCUAACUUUGCUUCUUUAUUUGCAGCCAUGGCCGAGUUCGGAGACGAAGAUGCCCCCCUUCCCCCGCCCGCCAAGAUCUCCCUUGGCGGCAAGAAGAAGGCGAAGGUGAAGCUAGCCGGGGAGAAGGAGAUCCCCUCGGCCCGACCGCUAAGCGCCUCGACCGCGACGACGGCCGAGGGCUUCAUCGUCGAGCCCUCAGACGUCCUGGUCACCCGGGUGGAAGUCGCCCGUGGUAAGGAGAGGGUCUCCGACCAGGGCGUGACCGAGGUGGGCGGCAUGAAACGCCGUCGAGAACAACGCAGUCCGAGCCCCUCGGUCGGGCGAGGGAAGGACGACACGUCUAUAUUGGCCCGGAUUGGCAACGCCGGGCCAGCAAAGGAGGAUCUGGGGAAGAUGACCCCAACCCAAGUGGCCGAGAGGAUUGGCCAUGACCUGGCCGAGAUUUCUCGAGCGGCCCAGCUCCUACAUGGUCGGGCCAUGCUGGCCGAAGAAGCCGACCAUCACAAGAAGACGGCCGCUCGUCGCUUGAAGGAAAUCAAGGACAUCCAGGCCGAGCUGGAGAAGGUCCAGAAGGGCCUAAAGAAGAGCGAGGAAGACCGGGUUCUCACGGAGAAGGUCGCCCAACGGGCGAUCGGGGAAGCCAAGGAACUGAAGGCCCGACUCGACAAUCCGAGCGAGUUGGUGCAGUCUGUCUUCAAGGACAGCGAGUCGGGCUCGGCGUUUCUCACAGCGGCCCGGGGAACAAAGGUCGGAGAGGACCUGAUUCUCUCCUUUGGACGAUGGGCCUUCAAAGCCGGGCAACGCAAAAUGCUCGAGCGAGCUCGUACCCGGAUGGAGCAAGCUCUUGAAGGAGACGACCUCCAAUUGGUCCUAUCGACCUUGCCCCCAGACCUAGCUGACCCCGGUCCCUCUCCCUUCGCUCCGAAAGAAAAGGCGGCCGGGCCUGGUGGAUCGUCUGCGGCCACUCCGAGCGGGAAGGAAACGGCUGCUGGAGCUCAGGAAGUAAAGAAGUAG
Ipomoea nil (Japanese morning glory) is the source of this 1104-nucleotide messenger RNA. RefSeq lists its product as uncharacterized. The transcript is spliced from 2 exons. The coding region runs from base 1 to 1104 and encodes 367 amino acids. NCBI's taxonomy places the organism in Eukaryota, Viridiplantae, Streptophyta, Magnoliopsida, Solanales, Convolvulaceae. The record is from RefSeq and is a predicted model, not a curated record.